Molecule: messenger RNA, 534 nt
Organism: Paramuricea clavata
Lineage: Eukaryota; Metazoa; Cnidaria; Anthozoa; Malacalcyonacea; Plexauridae
Source: the annotation of a GenBank genome assembly
AUGAGAAAGUGUUUCAGAUUCUGUGGGACAGGUGCUCAGGUAUCCAUGACCUCAACGAGCUUUAUUAGAGAGCACUUCCCAAAUGUGUUGAUUCGUGAUGUCGGUGAUCUGCUGGACGGCGAUCUUAACCUAACCGCAGCCAAUGGUAGCGACAUACCACACAGAGGAUGGGUGGAGUUGGACCUGCAAAUUGGAGAUUCAGAACACGUUCUGGGAGUUCCGUUUGUGGGUUUCAACGUUAUAGAACAUUUAAUCAAAUUUAAUAAACUGAACGAUGAUGAAAUAGCUGCAGCUUUCGUUAGAAUAAAUGCUUGUGACGCGAUAGCCCUUGUGAAUUUAGUUAACAGUGUAUACCCUGAUGAACUAUGCGUUGUAAAGACUUGCAACAAAGAUGUUGUCGUACCUCGUGGCCAAUCCGUAAAAGUGAGUUGCAGAGUGAACACGGGUCCUCUAGAUAAACGUACACCUGUUUUGUUUGAAUCGGACGAGAACCCCACCUGGCCAAGCGGUCUCCAUUUUCCAACACUCUGUUGA